This is a messenger RNA of Strongylocentrotus purpuratus (purple sea urchin), 2733 nucleotides long. RefSeq lists its product as uncharacterized. The record is from RefSeq and is a predicted model, not a curated record. Gene Ontology annotation, molecular function: nucleic acid binding. The transcript is spliced from 2 exons. Bases 1 to 2733 code for a protein of 910 amino acids. NCBI's taxonomy places the organism in Eukaryota, Metazoa, Echinodermata, Echinoidea, Camarodonta, Strongylocentrotidae. Gene Ontology annotation, biological process: DNA integration.
AUGGUCAAGGAACAGUACCAGCUUGCAGGGAAAUGCAAGUUGCAUCUUAGGAAUGUAAAGAAUAACAAGAGGUACUUAGUUCCAUUUGUUGUUGUGAAGGGCGAAGUCACAAGACCACUGUUGGGAGCUAGUACAGGCCAGCAGAUGAAGUUGAUCAAAGUACAGUAUGAAAACAUUGAAGUUGUUCAUGCAGUAGCUAAUGAUGAUAUUCUGAUCCCAUACAAGGACGUAUUUACAGGGUUGGGUAACAUGCCAGGAGUAGUUCAUUUGACCUUAGAGGCUGAGGCGAAGCCAGUAGUGAUGCCCCCUAGAAGGGUCCCUCUUUCAAUUAAAGAAGAUUUGAAAGAAGAGUUGUGUAGGCUUGAAAAGCUGCAGGUGAUUGAGACGGUAGAAGAUCCUAGUGAUUGGGUAUCUAGUCUUGUAGUAGCUAGGAAACCAAGUGGUAAAUUGAGAGUAUGCAUCGAUCCGCAACAUCUUAAUAGGUCGUUGAAGCGUGAGCAUUACCCAUUGUCAACGAUUGAUGAUGUCCUACCACAGUUAGCGAAUGUGAAAGUUUUCAGCAAGGCCGACUUGAAGGAAGGUUUUCUACAGUGUAAGUUGGACGCAGAAUCAUCCAAGCUUACAACAUUUCAGACACCUUGGGGUAGAUAUAGGUUUCUUCGCUUACCCUUUGGUCUAUCACCUUCGCCUGAGCUCUUCCAGAAGCGCCUAGAUCAGUGCCUUGAAGGCCUACCAGGAGUAUUCGUCAUAGCAGAUGACAUUCUCAUAACUGGACAGGGUGAGACACAUGCAGAGGCCUGCAUAGACCAUGAUCGUAACAUGACUAGUUUCCUUCGCCGAUGUCGCGAGCGAGACAUCAAGCUGAAUUCUAGCAAGCUUGAGUACAAAUGUAAGGAGGUGCAGUUCAUUGGUCACCGACUGACCAAGGAAGGUGUUCGGCCCGAUCCUAGCAAAGUCGCAGCUCUCGUUGACAUGCCACAGCCAGUAGAUAUACCUGGAAUCCAGCGAUUUGUGGGAAUGGUUCAAUACUUAGCAAAGUUCUUGCCAUCAUUGUCGGGGCUCAGCGAACCGUUACGUAGGUUGACCCACAAGGACACUCCCUGGAACUGGGAAGAAGAACAGUCUAGAGCGUUCAUCGCGAUCAAAGGACUUGUUACAGAAGCACUGGUUCUCCGAUACUUUGAUCAGCAGUUGCCGGUAGAGGGUCAAGGUGAUGCCUCACAAAAGGGCCUGGGUUUCGUGUCGACUCAGAAUGACCAACCGGUGACAUACUCAAGUAGAGCGUUGACUGAGGCCGAAACUAGAUAUUCUCAGAUCGAGAAGGAACUUCUUGCGCAAGUUUUCGGACUUGAAAGAAACCAUCAGUACGUGUACGGUAGAAAGGUGAUCCUUUGGACAGACCACAAACCGCUAGUGACAAUAACGCGUAAACCGUUGGCUUCUACACCAAAGAGACUGCAAAGAUUACUAUUGCGAAUGCAACAGUACAAUGUAGAGAUCUUCUACAAGCCGGGUAGAAAGAUGUACCUAGCAGACACCCUGUCGCGAGCAUACUUACCGAACUCCGAGCAAUCGCCGACAGAGAAAGAAGUUGAAAGCAUUCACAUGCUUGAGGACAUAGCGGUGUCGCAGAAGACGUUAGCGCUCAUCAGGAUUGAAACGCAACAGGAUGAAAGCCUACAAGCGGUAAAGGGACUGAUCCUUGAGGGGUGGCCCGAAGACAAGUCUCGUCUGCCACCUGGGACUUCUCCAUACUUUGACAUCCGUGAUGAACUAACGUAUGAUGAGGGUAUAAUCUUCCGCGGACAGCGUUGUACUACUUCGAAAGUUCUUCCUCUGCCACACAAGAAAGAUACCAGAGCAGUCGUCAGGCGACUAAAGAGCAUUUUCGCAUGUCACGGUAUCCCAGAAACCAUUAUGUCGGACAAUGGUCCCCCAUUUAACUCUCAAGAUUUCGCGACCUUCAUGCAGGAGUACGAGAUUGAGCACAUCACGAGUUCCCCAUAUUAUCCCAAGAGCAAUGGGAAAGCGGAGAGUGCCGUCAAGAUUGCGAAGGGUCUCUUACGUAAGACAACUGAAGCUCAAGAAGAUUUUCAGCUAGCUCUUCUAAAUUGGCGUAACACACCCACAGCAGGACUUGAUAGCUCGCCAGCUCAACGCCUGUAUGGUCGUCGCACUCGCACUCUUGUACCAACCGCGUCCAAGCUUCUGAUUCCACGCACACAAAAUAGAGUUGUCGCAAAGAAAGCGGAAAAGCAGAAGCGAAAGCAGUACUACGAUAAGAGCACGAAAGAGCUACCACCAUUGAAACGCGGAGAUAUUGUUCGUGUUCAGCCGCAGUCUAACGCACAGAGUAAGCGAUGGCACAAAGCGAGAGUAGAGAAACAAGUUGAUUCCAGAUCAUAUCUAGUCAGGUCAGAGAAUGGCAAUAUAGUUCGACGAAACAGGAAGCACUUGCGCACAUGUAGUAGCGCAUUCAGUGACCAGUCAGAUAUAUUCUCCACGCCUACUAGCGUAACUCGCGAACAACCAGAGCCAUCAACAUCCGAAGCGAAGCGUAGCGACACAAAUUCACCAGAUCACGUAGCGAAGUCUCCUCGUCGCGAAGCAAAUAAUGAUAUUCGCGAACCCCAGCUCGCUGAAGAGACUCAAGAACCACCAAGAACAGCUCGCCGUAGUACCAGAGCUCGCCAUCCACCAGCUCACAUGAAAGAUUUUGUUGUUUAUCAUUAA